CAUAAAUCGGUUGCUUUAUGUAUUGCUCGUCUUCAUUCAAUAUUGCACUUAACGUAUUCCGUAUCAGAUCAAGCUCGAAUGCGAAGGCCGCUCAGGUGUAUUCAUUCAACGCAUCGAAUGAUAACGAAAAAGCAGAACAGUCGAUUAACAAUACAGUCAAGAUAUGGACUAUGCAAACACAUCAUACACCAACACAAUAGAAGUGUCUACUGAAUAUGUACAUUGUUAGGCGAGGUUUCACAUUAAUCCGAUGGUCAAAGAUUCUCCCUGGUUCCUCAUACCUUCGGUUCUCAUAUUGUUUCUACUUGGCUCUCUGGACAAGCGGCGAAAUGUUUGCAAGACCUUUUGUGAUGGGAGACCUGGUCUACCAAGACCUUUGAGCUUCCUGGACGAGCCACGAAACACUUGGGGCAUCCUGUUUGCUUUUGAUUCGGCAACCACAAACAUAUUACUGGUAAUCCAGGGCUCAUUUGUCGCAAACUUUCCAAUUUGGGCAAAAGUGUUCAUAGUGUACAUCCUUAGCCUGGUGACGAGUCUGAUAUGUUACCCACUGUUUGCCUGUAUGACCUCUCGACACACGCUGAUAGGGGCAAUAACGGGGCUUGCCUACUCGGCAGGAUGGCUUGCCUACCAGAUUUACAGACUAGAUUUGAGUAUAUAUUGCACCAAAAUACUUACUGAAAAUUCAAAUAUUAAUCUUCCGCUGGAACGCGUCCUUAUCUUACAACUUCCGGCAGUGAUCUUUAGCACGUUGGUGCUCGUCAAGUUUAGUUGGAAGCUGUUCAAGUGUGUCAGGAAACAAAGGUUCACGAGGAGUCUUUCAGAAGAGGCCAGACGGAGCAUUUGCAAAAGUUGCGAUUUGCAGUAUGUAAAAGCGUUACUGAUUCGGACUGUUGACUUAAAUAGCGAUGUGAGGAAUGCAUCAGUUCCAAAGAAAAUAUACCAUUACUUAUUGAAGCCAGUGUCUGGCUUUAAAUUUCCAAUCACCAUGAUGAUAACAACCUUCGUCUCGAUUCUUCUUGUUUUCAUCAUUACGUUAUCUCUAGCAUUCAUCGCAACUUUGUUCACAACAAACACUUCCACCGUGGACCAUAUUAAUACAGCCGCUGUUGCCAUUGCGUCAAUCCUUACUAUAAUUAGCGGGAUUCGAUGUGUCUAUGUGACGCUCGUGAAUUACAGACGCGACAUGUUACGUCUGUACAGAGGCGACCGAAGUUUCAUCCCCGAAUCGCUAAGGAAUAUGCCUCCUCAAACAUAUGUUGUUCUAGGGAUGCAAUUUAUUGGGUUCUCUUUAAUCGGUUCGUGUUUGGGCAGCCUUUUGGCAUUCGUUGUCCUCUAUAUUCCGCUUUACCUUACUUUGUUGGUAUUAUAUCUGGUGGAUAAACUUGGGAAACUACACAGCCUUUGGCCACAAUUUGAGUGGUUGAUAUUUCCCGUCAGUUUGUUGAUUAUCUCCAAAGUCCAGGUUGUUCUUGUAAACAAGAUCUUCAUGCAGAAUCGAAUCAACGCCCAUGAUGCUCAUAGGCCUCUUGCUAUCAAUAACAGGGUGGUGUAUGACGUUUUCGCGUUCCUAAUGGUGUUUAUCAACGCAAGCAUCGGACUUGUACAGGUCUUAAAAAGAAUUUUUGUCAGCGUUAUCUACGGAGUGUUUCUUAUUGCCCGGAUGGACCGCAGUUUGUUACUGUCUGGCUACGAGACAAUGGAUGCAUGUUACACAAGCUAUAUCGGCAUGAUCCUGAUGGACGUCUCACACAACCAUCCAGUAAUGCGUGUAUUUUGUCGCAUGGUACACGAUACCAUGGCUUCCAAGACGUCAUUACAUACCAUGGUUACGGAAAACCCAACUUACGCCCGCUCCAAAGGAAGCACGCACUUGGGUCGCUCAACAACUCUUGCUAAACGCCGCUGGUUUCUCGUCUACACCUUGAUACAAAAUCCCGAUAUUCAAAAAUACCGAGUGAAGGGAAGAAGCAGUUUGGCUGUUAGACCCGAAGAUGUGUCCCUGUCUGAAUACCAUUCUCAGUCAACAAAGAACCUUGUCUCGAAUAAUCUUGCUAUUCGGGCACAUUGCCGGAAAUGCAGUGUUCCUCCGACUUUUGCCACCAACCUUUUGAUCGGGUGUGUUCUUGUGUGCUGUGUAAUCUGGUUUGCAGGAAUGACAGUACUGUGGAAUAAUAAAGGCCAACUGUUUGUCCAACUGUUGUUCCAACUGUUCAGCAAACUGUUGGCGUCCUAACUAUGCAUGCAUCGUGUCGCAUGCACACUUCUAUGGCAAUGGCCAUUGCAAACAAUGAACAUUACUGACUUCUUAUACCGAUAUAGGUAUUACCAUUUAUUAAAUGUUAUGUUGUUUUAAGUUGUGUACUUUCAAAACCUGCAAGACCAUUCGAGUGGAUGUGUGUUUUCUUUUUAAAAGCAACAUCUGCAAUCCAUUACAUGUAUUUUAGUUCACUAUGUGCUUGCACUUUGGUUUUAGUUAAAUAAACGUGGUAUAUAAGCAUGCAUAUUAAUGCAUUUUUUGUCGUGUGGUAUUGAUAACUACAGUCAAUCAGUUAGCAAGUGUCAUGACGACUAAAACUGAAUGCAAAUGUUCGUAUGUUAAAUAUUUGCUUGAUUUCUAUUGUUGGUUUGUGUUACAUUUGUAAGUUGUUCUGUCACAUGAAAAUACAUAGCAUAGUUCUAUAAAUCGACAUAUUAAUGGAUAAAGAUUGUUAUGUGUGUACACAAUAAAACACAAUUUUAAACAUGAGCAUCAAUGAUAAAUAACAUACCUUUU
Molecule: messenger RNA, 2776 nt
Organism: Dreissena polymorpha
Lineage: Eukaryota; Metazoa; Mollusca; Bivalvia; Myida; Dreissenidae
Product: stimulated by retinoic acid gene 6 protein-like
Exons: 18
Coding region: 251-2236 (661 amino acids)
Biological process (GO): vitamin A import into cell
Cellular component (GO): plasma membrane
Molecular function (GO): signaling receptor activity; retinol transmembrane transporter activity
Source: RefSeq, a predicted model, not a curated record